Messenger RNA from Ctenopharyngodon idella (grass carp), 3872 nucleotides. It is a transcript of the gene ptprr, whose product is annotated as protein tyrosine phosphatase receptor type R. NCBI's taxonomy places the organism in Eukaryota, Metazoa, Chordata, Actinopteri, Cypriniformes, Xenocyprididae. The record is from RefSeq and is a predicted model, not a curated record. Gene Ontology annotation, molecular function: protein tyrosine phosphatase activity. Gene Ontology annotation, biological process: protein dephosphorylation. The coding region runs from base 154 to 2073 and encodes 639 amino acids. The transcript has 13 exons.
GCUAGAGAGACACAUCGGGGUGUGUGAUCCACAGCAGAUGCGGAAUUAUUGCAUUAAACAGCCAUCGUUUCAGUGUCUUAACCAUAGAGACACUGCAGCCUCGACUGACAUUCAUAAAGCCAUAAUGUAUUUUUAAUAAAAACGAGAAGAAUCAUGUUCGUGAACGCGGCAUUAGUCGUUAUUUCUUUAUUGAUGGGAUUUCACGUCACAGGGGGCAUCUCUGAGGACGAUGACGUUUAUCAGAUACCGCAUCGACGCAUAGCUAAUGGAAUGACUGGCCCCGUAUACCAGCACAUGGGUGUCCUCAAUCAGGGAAAGGGCUUGGGAUUUCAUGGGGAAUUGCUUCAGACCCAGUCCCGUGGUCGGGUGGCCAAACUGAUGCCUUCAGUCUUUCUAGAAUCCCAUUUCCAAAGACCUCCCAAGAGGCAGUCAGAGAACUUCCUUCAAAACAUCGACCAUGUGGAGAACAAGCCCGUAACUGCCCACCACAUGGUCACAAUGGAGGAAAAUGAUGACAUAGAACUAUAUGUGUCAUCUGUUGGAGUAUCAGAACCCAUGGCCCAUGAGGAAAUGAUCCAGUUGCUCAACAUCAACACCCUUCACCACAGCUCUGGGCCGGUUGGAACCACUGAGGCGUCCACUGAGAAGAAUGUUUUCAAAGACCACCAUGAGAAGAACAGCAUCUGGGGUAAAGACGGCUUCUAUGUGCUGGUUAUCUGCCUCACAAUAUUCAUCAUCAUCUUCACCUGUUUAAUGGUGCUUUACCGAAUAAAGGAGAAGGAAUUCUUGGAUCAGCAGCUUAAAGAGCCAUCCCCACCUACCCGCGACGUGCAGCUGGCACCUAUCCCUGUUCAUGGUGCUCAGCCUCCUCUGACCCUCAAGAACAGCAUGGUCCAGGCCAACCAGACGUCCAAACCCAGUGCCACCCAUUCUACCAGCAGCACAAGCACCCCGUCCUGUAACAUUAGCAUCCAUCAAACUUCCAGCGUGACGACGUCAGAGCCGCAGUGCCCAUCCAGCCACUCUGUGGCUGAACUCAAACCCAGUGUGUCCUCCACACAUUCACCCUUUAGGAUGAAGCCUGUUGGAGGCCUGCAGGAGCGACGAGGAUCUAAUGUCUCUCUGGUGCUGGAUAUGAGUUCUUUGGGUUCAGUGGAGCCUUUGAGUUGUGGGGUCGUGACCCCACGAGAGCGUGCCACUCAGGAAUACCUGCAGUCAGCCAGUCGGGUCCUCUCACGGCAACAGCUUCGUGACAUCGCAUUGAACACCCAGAGGCUGCACACAGAAUUUGUCGAAAUUCCCAUGAACUUUGUGGAUCAGAAAGAACUGGAUAUCCCAAAUCAUGGAUCAAAAAAUAGAUACAAGACCAUUUUGCCAAAUCCACAUUCCAGGGUUAUUCUGAAGACUAAGAACUCAAACGACCCGCUCAGCAGUUACAUUAAUGCCAACUACAUACGAGGCUAUCUUGGAGAUGAGAGGGCCUUCAUUGCCACUCAGGGUCCAAUGAUCAACACGGUGAAUGACUUCUGGCAAAUGGUCUGGCAAGAGGACUGCCCUGUCAUUGUCAUGAUUACAAAAUUGAAAGAGAAAAAUGAAAAAUGUGUUCUGUACUGGCCUGAGAAGAGGGGGAUCUAUGGGAAGGUGGAGGUCUUCGUUAAUAAUGUGAAGGAAUGUGACCACUAUAUAAUCCGCUCCCUUAUACUAAAGCAUGGAGGCCAGAGUCGUAAAGUGCAGCACUACUGGUAUACCUCAUGGCCAGACCAUAAGACCCCAGAGAGCGUUGGACCCCUGCUGCAGUUAGUUAAUGAUGUUGAGCAGGACAGAAGGGGCUUUACAUCCUCUGGGCCGGUUAUUGUACACUGCAGUGCUGGAAUUGGUCGGACGGGGUGUUUCAUUGCUACAACAAUUGGUUGUCGUCAGUUGGAGCUGGAAGGAGUUGUGGAUGUGCUGGGAAUUGUGUGCCAACUUAGGACAGACAGGGGUGGUAUGAUCCAGACUGAGGAACAAUAUGAAUUUGUGCAUCAUGCCUUGAGUCUCCAUGAAAGCCGCCUUCCUGCCGAGCCUGGACAAUGAAUUUUAGCACCUAGAGGAGCUUCAGUUUUCAUACCAAGAGAUCUGCUAUUGCCAUGAGGCGUCUGAAUCAAGAGAGAAGGCGCCAGAUAGUGUUUGAGAAGAUGGAUUUUGUCAUGUGCGUGUCAAGGCAAGGGUUGCACACAUCUGAUGUUGUCUGGAAGCCGGUGUUGUCGGCAAAUGUAUUACUUGUCAUAACUUUUCAAUAGCCUCUGUCAGCUUUUCAAGGCUCUCAAAUGGUUUUGCCACUAGUGUUAAAGUGUAUCAGUGUCAUUGUACAAGGUCCAGUUCCACUAAAUAAUGCUUUUUUUUAACAGUAUACACAGCAUAAAGACUUUUAAAUCAGUUUUGCUUCAUUUUUUCCUGAUUAUAGGUUGCAAAACACCGUGGGCAUUUUAAAUAUACUGAAUUGUCUUUAUGCUGCAGUAUAAAUGAGGUAUUAAUAUUCUGUGUAUGAUAGUAUGAUCAUGUUUUAUCAGAAUACAUAUUCAUUUUUCAUUUUUGUACCUAUUUGUUAACAGUUUGAGCAUAUUCUUCUGCUGAUGCAGAACACGAUUUUAAAAUAUUUUGACUGUUUCCUGCGUUGCUGCUGCUGAAUCUACAGCUGCGAGUUUAAAGUCGGAAUUGAAUGUUAUGAGAGACUGGAUGCCUCAAAAUUUAUAUUGCGUUGUCAUCGCUGUAAUGCAAACCAACAGCAAAACCAGCAAACAAAUGACUCAUAUGAGCAGGUUCUUUUAAAUAACAAACAAAUAUGGAAUUCAUGAUUUUUCCACUCUGUCUACAGACUUACUAAAUCUGUCACCGAUCCUUAUGGAACCGGAAUUGAGUAGAUUAAAAUUGAAUUUAAAAAUCCUUAUUAUUAGGGAAGAGAAUCAUAGAAAAAUUAACUAAUUGAAUAAAUAUAUAAAGAAAUAACAACAAAAGCAAAUACAUUUGAGAAAAGUAUAUAAUAUAGCUACAAUUUUGGAGAUUUUAUUUUUAUCUAAAGGUAAUGUUAUUUUAGUGUCUUAUUAAAAAUAUUACCCCCAAAUGUAUACAUUUUUAGUGUAUUUUAGGGUUCACGUAUCCCGGGACCACAAGGGUUUUGCUGCUAAUACUGCAGUUGUUUAUGGCUUUAGGAAUUAACUGUUGUAUGAGAGUGAAUAUUUCUAAGACAUUUGUUUUCUAUUGUAUUUAUUAUUAUGAAAAUUAUUGUUAUUAUUACCUGAUACUUUUAUAAACUAUGGUUAUCGUCAGUGUGCACUGUUACGCUAUAUAUUUUCCACUAUGUGGGCUUAAUGUUAGGCAGUCAGUGACUUUUUCCUAUUUAUGCUUAAUGAUGAUUAAUGUGAAUACUCUCAAUAAUAAACAAUCUAUCAUAACCACAAUACCAGUAUUAUAAUCUGCACAUAUAGAUGCCUCAAACAGUGGGGGUAGCAGUAUAAUCUGUUUUAAUAUGAAACUUUGGUUGUGGUAGAAUUAAUUAGUCUCGUAUAAUGGGAUGUAUAUUAUAAAUGCAUAACUUGGUCCUGAUAAUCUUUUAGAAGAUAUUUGUUUAUGCUAUACAGAUAGUUCUUUGCAUUUAUAUCGUGUGUUCGGUCCUAUUACAAUGUUAAACCCUCACCUAAAGCCAUAAUAUCUCAUGUUUACAUUUUUGGCAGUGCAAGUUCAUCAAAUAUGCUUAUUCUGUUAUUAAAACCUGUCAUGUGAAGAAGUGUUUUUGUAAAUAAAUAAGUGAAACUGCCUAGUCAGAAAGCAAAGUACAGAAACUAUGAUUCUGACUUUAUGGUCAUUACUGCCAAUAAAUUAACCCUCGGUUGUCA